Molecule: messenger RNA, 429 nt
Organism: Ilex paraguariensis (yerba mate)
Lineage: Eukaryota; Viridiplantae; Streptophyta; Magnoliopsida; Aquifoliales; Aquifoliaceae
Source: the annotation of a GenBank genome assembly
AUGGAGACUAGGGGAAAAACCUCAAAGGCAAGUUCCAUGGAGGAAAUCGUGAUGAAUGAGAGGAGAGGUCAAAUGGUGGGCAUGGAUAACGACGUCUAUGGAGGGAGCAAGGCGAUGCUAGUCACAGCACUAGGUUCAGGCGGCGCACUGGGUAGGGCAGCGCCAGGCACAGGCAACACCGGAAUGGCGAGGGCAGGCGAGUGUGGCCGCGAUGGUGAAGGCUCAGAUGGUAUCGGCGAGCCAAGCAGCUGGAUGCAGAAUAGUGGCGCCCUAGGCACAGAUAAGUCCGACGAUGAUGCUUCAGGCAGCGCCCUAGGCGCAAUUAGAGCCUCCCUUUGCGAGACCUAUUAUGAGGGCGAUGACAAUGGUGGAAAGGGAGAUGCCACUUCUAGAGGCGACGCGGAACUAGCUGCUAUAGGAGACGCUUAG